This is a messenger RNA of Dimorphilus gyrociliatus, 4930 nucleotides long. The record is from the annotation of a GenBank genome assembly. NCBI's taxonomy places the organism in Eukaryota, Metazoa, Annelida, Polychaeta, Dinophilidae.
AAUAACAAUAUGGCGCUGAUUAAGUAAUAAUAGACUUCUAAUGUUUGCUAAUAUUGCAAAAAUGGAUUUCUUUUAAUAUAAUUAAAGUAGCCGAUUAAUUUAUAAAUAUUUUAUUCAAAUUGUCUCUUGUUUGUGCCAAAUUAUCUCUGAAAUCUAAUUUUAUCAAAACUAUGUCGAAAUUUGAAAAGCUUGUAAAAAUUGAAGACACACGUCCCGAAUCUCGUUUAACGGAUAUUGAUAAGCUUCCUCAAAGAGAUAACGAGAAGAAGGGAAGUUAUUAUUGGAGAAUAAUUCGCCAUAGUGUCUGCCAUGCCAUAGAUGUUUUAAAAAAGGCAGAUGUUAAGGACGCUAUCGUCAGGCAUGGAGUACAUCAUAGAAGAUGCUUGAAUCAUUCAGAGGACAUCACUAGAUUGAUUUACAACAAAGUAGAUAGGAAUUUCAUAACUCUUGAUGACCAAAAAAUUCGAACAUUUCUGUACGAUGGUCGUAAAAAAGAUACAGUACCUUUGGAAAAAGAUAUAAAUGGUCUUGUGUUUGCUACUCAAAUGAAUUUAUUUAUAGGAUAUACCCAUGGUAAAAGGAAAGUGCACUUAAUGAGCCAAGAAUUUGAAUUGAUUUCAUCAGCAAAAUGUUUAAAGCCUAUUCAAUCGGCUAUAUAUAACGAAAAUUUGAAUGAACUAAUUACUUUAGGCCAUGGUCAAAUGACGAAUUGGGUGUUCAGAUAUGCUGGACGGCAUAUCUUACCAAAGAAAUCUAAUGAAGAAUGCUAUGAUGAGAAAUUUAAGUUUGAAAAUCUCUGCUUAGAGGACACGGCAAGUAGGAAUCAAAAGUUAUUUGCCGCUUAUGGGGCAGGCGUUAUUGCAUUUAACGCUUUUAAUACGGAAGUUAUUAUUGAAAAACAUGAUUUGCACGAGUAUCCUGUAACAGCAAUCUGUUUCUUUAAUCCUUUAAAGUACCUUUGCACAGGAGCAAAGGAUGGAUGCAUUAAAGUAUGGAAUGAAAGCUGGCACGUUCAAAUUGUAUUUGUUGGUCAUGAAUCUUCGAUUCUAUCGUUAGCGUUAUAUCCUUACGGACCUUUAAUAUUAUCUUCCAGUAUGGACAAUACAAUUAGGGUUUGGAGUUUAGAAACGUGCGAUGAAGUGGAUUUAGUGAGAACAAAAGAGCCGGCUCUAUCCCUUCAAACUUCUCUUAAUGAAGAUAUUAUAUCAUCACGCUCGAGACGACAUGUUGAUCUAUGGAAAGUGCAAAAUGUUCAUAUGCUCCAUACAACCAUCGGUCACCGAGUAGCGUGCAUUAAAGCAACCGAUCACCCUGAUCAUCCACUUCGUUGCAUAUUACUUUGUAGAGAUAACAGCGUUAGAGUAACUUGUCCAUCAAACGGAAACGUUCUCACAACUUUAUUAAUGAGCAGAAAAAACAGACUAGUAGACGCUGUCUAUGCUAUUGAUGACGAGAUAAUGUUUGCUACCUUCGCAAAUGGAGAUAUCGUUAAGGCUGAUACAACGACCAAUCCAGCAAGAAUAUUAGAUAUAUGGAAAACUAAAAACCCUUCCAAAGCUUGUAAUUACUUACUUAUAUAUGAAUACGUUGUUAAUAAUCAUUUAAAAAGUGAUACAUGGGAUUUUAUGAAAAGAGCCGCAGGAAAUAAGGCACUAAAAUUUCAACCCGGAAUGGCAACCAGUAAAACGUUAUUAAUUGGUGGAAGAAAAGAUGGAACACUUUGCGUUUUCAAUUGGGAGAAUGGAGAUGUUCAAUUUGAUAUUGAGGCACACGGCGUUAAAGGUGUACUUAGUAUGAUUGGAAAUUCCAAAAAUGAUCAAGUUAUCUCUGCCGGACUUGAUAAUAUUAUAAAAGUUUGGAGAGUUUUCCCUUAUUCAAUGGAGUCAUUAGCUCCUUUAAUAUCUUUUUAUUGUGCUCAUACCCCCGUUCACAUGAGUGUUAUGAGAGGAAAAUUAUCUGUUGCCUUUCAGGAGCAUGCAAGCGCCACCUACAGUAUUGUUUUGUAUAAUCUCCAGGACAAGGACCGACAUGAUCAUGGACCAGAGGAUGAUCACAUGGAUACUAUUACUGGAUUGUCUGCGUGCUCUAAAAUGAAAUUGUUUGCGUCGUCUAGUCAAGAUGGAACUGUAAGGAUUUGGAAUGAAAUGAAUAAUUUGAUAAGGUGUAUAAAAUUGAACGCUAUUCCUCAUAGCGUAGUUUUUUGUAACGAUAAAGGUAACUUACUUGUUGGAAUUGGAGAUCAUGUUCAUCUAAUUGACUAUAAGCACUAUAUGCCGAAGGAUUAUCGAUUAAAGAUGGUAGCAAUGCAAUUCGCAAAAUUUAUAGAUGAAAAACCAAUGCCGUUUGAUGAGAAAUUACUAGAAUUACUUACAAGAGAGGAUGUAAAGCGUUUAAAAGCAGCAAGGUCAUCAUUCAAAUUUACUCAUUUUGUCGAUAUUCUCACGGAGGAAGAAACAGAAGAGGUUAUGAAAGAGAGAAAGGUUAGAGAGAGGGCUUUUGAAAAUUUAGAAAAGAGAGAUGAAGAAUUGAAAAUGAUAAUAGAAGGUACUUUAGAGCCUAAGAAGACGAUAAAAAUGACAGAAAAAAUUAAGACUGAAGCGUUUAAUAAAUACCUAAGUUUGUUCUAUGAAAGACCAGAAAUUAAGCUACCUGACGUUGAUCCAUAUCCGGAAGAUACUUUAAAGGAGUAUGUAUUGGGUAAGGCUCCUCAUGUUAUAAAAAGUACGGAAAAAUCAGCCCCAGAAAUGCCCAUCCAAAAGAUCCCUACUGGUUUCUUUCCGGAUACAAAAACUUCAAGCAAUACUUCCAUACGUAAUGAUUGUUUCAUACCAAAUUCUGUUCUUGCCAAACUCCUUUGGCCAACGGAAGAAAAAACUUAUAUUCAAGACGAACAACCUUGGAAACCCCCGACCUUGUCAGACGCUCAACUACGUCAGUUAAAGAAAGUAAACUUCAGGCAACCAAAACGAAAAAUUAAACGUAAAAAGAAAGAGGCCACUGAGGAAAGAGUUUUGAUAUUUGAUUAUGACGACGAAGAUGAAAAGAAAACAGUAGUAUCUUCGUUAGGGGAAUUUGAUGGUGAGAAAGCUGAAUCAAGACCGGAAACAGCCAAGUCCAGCAAAGUCGAUGAGGAAACAGAGCCAAGUGUUAUAACCUCUUUUAUGGAGAAAAUUAAAGAUGCUUUAGAGGAUAAAUCUAAAACUCCAGAAUUAAAAACUCCUCCAAGAACGCCUACACCUGCCAAAGUAGCCGUUCCAGAAUCUAGUGCCCGAGACGUUUUAGAAGCGCAAUUAAAGAGGAAAAAAGAAUUGAUUUCCGAUAGGCAGAAAUCUUCUAUUAUUGCACCUCCAACAAGUAGCUUUGUUAGUGAGAGGACAUCGAAAUAUAGCUCUAAAGAUUUGGGUGGCAAUGCAAUUUCCGAACAAGAUAUACCACCGGCUUCGUCCAUCGGAUCAAGAACGACUAUUAGAUCGUCAAGAACCUCAUUCAAACCUGCAUCAGAUCAACAACCUUUAGAGACACCGGCGGAACCUAAACCUGAAAAACUACCUUACUUUAUAACCCAAUUUUUUGGUGAAGAAUGGAUGGGAAAAUAUUUUCCAAAUUGUAAUGAGAACGAGGGAGAAUCUGAGAGAGACACAAUGCCGAAACCAUGGACUGUAGCUAAUUUCGUAACUAUGAUUGCGAGAUUAAUACGAAUUGCUGAAUAUAAAUUAAAAGUUCAAAUUAUUCAGGCUUUACAAUUACUAUAUGACCAGCACGGGAUUCCAGAUCCUCCUCUUAAUACAGUCAUCAAAAACAUUAUUUCAGUAUUAAAUCAUCAUUCUUUUCCUCCAAAUUGUAAAGAUCCUAUGGAGAAAAUGUUUGUUAUCGAGAGUUUUAAAUUGCUCCAUUCAGUCGGUGCUAAAGACAGAGAAACUCAUGUAGAACUUAUUUAUUACUAUUUGGAAGGAGAUAUUAGCGUUAGAAAUUUAAUAAGCGACAUCUGGAAAUUGUUUGGAAUUAAAGAUCCGCAAAAUUUCUUUAAGAAAGAAUUGGAUGAGUGGGAUAUUUGGGGAAUUUCAGAAAAAGAUCGACCUUCGGAAAUUCGUCGAAUGGCUGUACAUUGGUUGGAAAAAUGGUUAACAAAAUUUAAAGAUCAGUUGGCUUCUGCCGUCGAAAAGCUAAGAAAAGGAGAAGGAAUUCAAGCUCAACUAGGACAAGAUCAGUUAAAAAAGAGAAAUCUAAGAAAUACAAGCAUAACUCAAUCUGAAUCAACAAGAUCCUUAACUGUAACAUUUGACAUGCCUCCUGGUGAAAAAGCUGUUGAUAAUGUAACAUAUUUAGACGCUAUUAACUAUUUCGUUGAUAUGAGACUGCAAGCUAACCUAGCUAGAAUCAGGGGCGAUGGUUCAUUCGCCAAAAGCGACGGAGUAGAAAGGAACACUGUAUUGGUACUUCCGCAUUUACCAAAAUCGCAAUGUCUAGUUCGUUUAGGAAUAACUCACACAAGUCAAUGCCGACCUGAACGAGAAACCAAUCUCUAUAAUGCUAAACAAAUGAAAUCCAACUGUGGCGAUAGCUUUCGCUGUAUUAACUUACCUAUGUCAACUGUUUACGUUGAUCCUUUUAACACACAACCAGAAAAGGAAGAACCAGUUUUAUUAACAUUAAAAGUGUCUCAAAAAUAUUUUGUACCGUCAAAAUCUUAUGUUGUUAAUUAAAAAACAAUAUCUAUUGCCUAUAUUUAUAUAUGCUAAUUGUGUUAUAUUGUACGUACUGCUAAUAUUAUAUCUAUAUAUACAAUACAUAUAUAGAUAAUUGCCUAAUUUAGAUAUAAAGUUGAGAAAUCUAUAUUUAAUCCUAGAUUGUCAAGAUAGAAAUAGAUGGGUUCCGUAUUUGUCUUAAAAGCACAGGUAGAAGAAAGAAAGGAAGGGAUCAGAGAUCAUUU